AUGAACGGCGACGUUUUUGGUUUGAAGAGGAAUAGUAAUAGAGAUGGAACCAGUCACUCACUCACUCACUAUUCUCCAGACACAGCACCACGGCGCUGCGACGCCAAUGUGGUGCUCAUAACGAUGAUGGUAAACCAAAGGGUUGAAGAACAUGUUAUAAUAGAAGAAGGGCAAAGGAAAAAGAAGAAGAGGAAGAAGCAAGUUUUGGUUCCUCGUCCUGCAUGUUCUUGGGUGUAUUUAAGUAAGGAAUUUAUCAAAGAGUACAUUGCUACUCAUUCAGAGUCACCAGGGCUUAGAGCUAUGAGCAUCUUUUUUGACUUUGGAACUGCUAGGUUUACAACAAAGGCUGCCUCAAAUGCAUGGAAGUCAUUGAAUCUUAAAGAGAAGGAAAAGUAUGAUAGGCAUGCACGUGAAGUGUGGGAUGCCUACUUGUGUUCGGGUGCUGCUGCCCCUGACCCCAAGCCAGGGAAACAGACUAAACUGGUAACAAGAUGCUCUCCUGGUCGCUUAUUCAAUGUGUUACAGCGUCUCACACCUAAACAGAAGGAGUCAGUAUGGGCUUUGGCAGCCUCCUUGGCCUCAGAUGUCGAACUCUUUGUCACAGUUGAUAUAGAGAUAGUAUUGGGAUUAUCAGCCAGUGGUAAAGAAGUGGUGAACUCUGGUCCAGAAGACAUGAUUUCGGAUUUUCGUAGCAGUUACAAUCCCAUAAAUCGUAGAAUUUCAGUUCGACUUUUAGAGGAGCGGUUGGCAACUGCAGAGGCUGGGGAUGAUUUUAAGAGGUCGUUUGUUCUGUAUGUUCUGGAAACUCUUCUGUCCCCAACAGCUAGGCUGGAUGUUAUGCUGGAUCCCACCUGA
Messenger RNA from Sphenostylis stenocarpa, 855 nucleotides. The record is from the annotation of a GenBank genome assembly. Lineage: Eukaryota; Viridiplantae; Streptophyta; Magnoliopsida; Fabales; Fabaceae.